This is a messenger RNA of Punica granatum (pomegranate), 5842 nucleotides long. The record is from RefSeq and is a predicted model, not a curated record. NCBI's taxonomy places the organism in Eukaryota, Viridiplantae, Streptophyta, Magnoliopsida, Myrtales, Lythraceae.
CGUAACAGCGCGCGGUAACUUUAGCUUUGGGUAGAAGGUGGAAGGUGUGGAGAUCCCGUACUCCUCUCCUUCUCUCUCUUAUUAGGGCUUCCGCUCUCUCUCUUUCUCUCUCUAACCUCAGAGAGCUUCAAUGGCGGUUAUCACUCGCCUAACGGAUCUGCGCGGAGUGUGAUUUCGUCGGAGGUAGCAGCGAGGCGGUUGCUGAGUCUGGUGGCCGUUGUUGCUAGCAUAGUGGAGGCUUUGGAGGACGAACCCUAAGCUUCGAUUCAGGAUCUGAUCCUGUUGGAUUGCUCAAUGGAGCCGGCAUUACCAAGAAAAAGGGGCAGGCCGAGGAAACGGCCGCUUCCUGAGGUGGAAAAUGACGUCGGUGAGAAGUCGGCUCCCGACUCUAAGAGGCAGACAAGGAGCAGCAUGAAGCCGAUUGCACUGGUCGGUCGAUACGUGCUGAAAGAGUUCUCGGGAAAUGGGACCUUCCUGGGGAAGAUAGUGUGUUAUGACACGGGGUUGUAUAGGGUGGAUUACGAGGAUGGGGAUUGUGAAGAUUUAGAGAGCAGAGAGCUCCGAAAUAUUAUUAUAGAUGAGAGCGACUUCACUGAUGAGCUGAAUAGAAAGAGGAAAAGAUUAGAUAAACGGGUAUCCAGUAAGAGGGCGAAAACAGUAGAUGUCCCUGAGAAGAAUGAGGUAGAUAAGGCCGGGUCAUCCUCUGGGACUGAAGUAUGCAGUGCGCCCAUUGUUGAAGAUAAUGGAGAUGUAGCUGACAGUGAUGUGGAUGCUGAUUCGUCAAGUGAGUCAUUCGAGUGUGAACAAGAUGGUGUCUCGGGUUCUGAGGCUGAGCCAAUACCUGUACCACCUGCACCACUAUUGCCAAAAUCAUCGGAGAGUAUAGGUGUUCUGCAGGAGUAUGUGCCACAUCUGCUUUCUGUAUAUGGGUUUUUAAGGUCAUUCAGUGUCACACUCUUUCUCUACCCCUUUGGCUUGGAUGAUCUGGUAGGGGCCGUCAACUGUAAUGUUCCAAACACAUUGUUGGAUGCAAUUCAUGCUUCUUUGAUGCUAGUAUUAAAGCGUCAUCUCGAAAAUCUCUCCUCAGAGGGUUCAGAGCCUGCUUCGAAAUGUCUGAGGUGUGUCGACUGGAGCUUGCUUGAUACUUUAACAUGGCCUGUUUACGUAUUCCAUUACUUAACUUUGAUGGGCUAUGUGAAGGGCCUGGAAUGGAGAUGGUUUUUUGAUGGCGUCUUGGAAAAGGAUUAUUAUUCUUUACCUGCAUGGAGGAAAUUGUUAAUCCUGCAAAUUCUAUGCGAUGAAGUGUUGGAGUCUGCGGAGCUGAGAGCUGAAAUUGACAUACGUGAAGAAUCAGAAGUUGGAAUAGACCCAGAUGGAGUUGCAAGCAAUCCUGCAGAUAAUCGGCCAAGAAGGGUCCACCCACGCUAUUCCAAAACAUCUGCUUGCUAUAACAGAGAAGUUAUGGAAGUAAUCUCUGAUAGUCAUGAUAUGAAGUCACGUCCCAAUUCAAAUUCCAAAGCCAGUACUUUUGAUGUUACAGAGAUGGUUGCGGCUGAAGGGAAUGUUGAUGAGGAUAGUAAUGGUGACGAGUGCCGGCUUUGUGGCAUGGAUGGAACCUUGCUUUGUUGUGAUGGGUGCCCAUCAGCGUACCACUCCAGAUGUAUUGGCGUGGCGAAAAUGUAUAUACCUGAAGGGCCAUGGUAUUGUCCCGAGUGCACAGUUAAUAAAAUUGGGCCAACUAUCACAUCAGGGACCUCACUAGUAGGUGGCAAAAUAUUUGGAGUUGAUCCAUAUGGGCAAGUUUUCCAGGGUUCUUGCAAUCACUUACUGGUCCUGAAGACAUCUUUCAGUGAGAAAUCAUAUUGCCGAUACUACAAUCAAAAGGAUAUUGUGAAAGUAUUGCAAGCACUUAACUCAUCGAUGCAACUUGCAGUUCUCUAUUUGGAUAUAUGCAAGGCUAUUGUAAAACACUGGGACAUUCCAGAUUCUGUCUUUUCCCUCUCAAAAAUCAUGGAGGCAUGCAUGAAUCAAGGAAAUCAUAGGGAAGCUAAACAUGGUUCUGCUCAGCCACUUAGCUCUUCAGGCAAAGAAAGCCAAAAGGUCGUAGAUGCUGUUGAAGUUCAAAGUGUAAGCAAUGUGACUGGAAAUUCUACAGAUGCUGUGCCAUUAUCAUCUGGUAUGAACUUGUCAAAUGGAAGUCAAAGAACCCACAUUGAUGCCCAUGAUCCUCAAAUUGCUGGUGACUUGCUAAAGGAAUGUUCCCUUGUGAGUUUGGGGCUACGGGAUCAGGUUAGAGGAGGGACUGACUCAUGUUCAGGUUCCAUUAACCAGCAAGCUGAACCAUCCAACGUAACCUGUCAGAGCGUUUGUGACAGAUCAAGCACAGCCAACCAUGUCAUUAAUAUGCAUUCAAAUGGUAUGCCUCAUAAUAAGUCUUCGUCGAGUACAGUGCAUCAGCCCACGGGGAUGGCAGUAGGUGAUAGAAAAUUUGCUGGUGAUUGCUUGUUCUUUGGUUUUCUUUUCAAACCACAGGCAUAUAUAAAUCACUAUAUGCAAGCGUAUUUUGCUGCUUCGGCUGCUGCAAAUUUGGCCACUCUCUCGGCAGAGGAGGGCCAGGUCCUCGAGGGUCAUGCUGCUAGAAAUCCUAAGAAAGUUGUAUCUGUUAUUUCUCAACAAAUGAAGGCAUUCUCAAGAAGUGCCUCUCGAUUUUUCUGGCCCAGUUCAGAGAAGAAACUUUGGGAGGUUCCAAGGGAGAGGUGUGGUUGGUGUUACUCUUGCAAGAGUGGUCCUGCCAGUAGGAGAGGAUGUAUGUUGAAUUCAGCAGCCACUAUCGUUAGUAAAAGUACUCUGAAGGUUCUCAGUGGUCUUCAUCCUAUAAAGAGUGGAGAGGGGUGUCUUCCUAGCAUGGCUACAUACAUUUUGUUGAUAGAGGAGAGUUUUCAUGGACUCAUAGGCGGUCCCUUUCUGAAUGAGAAUUUUAGAAGAGAGUGGCGCAAAAUGGUAGUGGAGGCUUCAAGCUGUGUCAUACUCAAAGCCCUCUUGCUUAAGCUUGAAGAACAUAUUCGGCCUGUGGCUCUUUCUGGUGACUGGUUUAAAUUGGUGGAUGAUUGGUCAGCUGAAUGUUCAGUUACUCAAGGUACUACUUGCACUACUGGAAUUAUACAGAAGCGUGGACCUGGUGGGAGGCCGAACAAGAAGCAGUCUACUCUAUCUGAAGAUACAGAAGAUGAUUGUCUCGAAAAAAGUUUCAGCUGGUGGCGAGGAGGGAAGCUAUCAAAGAUUUUAUUGAACAAAGCAGUCUUGGCGUGCUCAAUGAUAAAAAGAGCAGCUCACCAGGCGGGUUUGAGAAAGAUCGCAGGUGUGCAUUAUGCUGAUGGCUUUGAGGUUCCCAAAAGAAGUAGGCAGUCGGUUUGGAGAGCUGCAGUUGAGAUGAGUAAGAACGCAUCCCAGCUUGCUCUCCAGGUCAGAUAUCUGGAUCUGUUUUUGAGAUGGAACGACCUCAUUCGUCCAGAAUUGAACCUUCCAGAUGGAAAAGGCCCUGAAAUAGAAGUUUCGGCUUUUAGAAAUGCCAGUGUUUGCGAUAAGAAAAUUUCCAAGAAUAAGAUUGUAUAUGGAGUUGAUUUUGGGAUGCAAAAGCACCUUCCAUCCCGAGUUAUGAAGACCAUCAUUGAGGUAGAGCCAAUUCAAGGAGGAAAUGAAAAGUACUGGUCCUAUGAAACGCACAUUCCUUUAUACUUAAUCAAAGAGUAUGAGGAGAGGUCGAAAAUGCUCUCUCCAUCUGAGGUGCCAUCAAAUGUGCUAGUGAAGUUGCGGAGGAUGAGGUUCAAAGCGGCUCGCAUGGAUAUAUUUUCUUAUCUCGAAUAUAGGAGAGAUAAUGUGGAGAAGUUCUCUUGCUCGUCUUGUCAACUGCAUGUUUCGAUAAGGGAUGUGGUAAAAUGCAGUGUGUGCCAAGGUUAUUGCCAUGAUGGCUGCAUCAUAUUCUCAAAAUCAUCACAGAAUGGGCAAAUUCAGUCCUCCAUGACUUGCAAGCGGUGUCACCAUGCAAAAGCUUUUAUCAAGAAGGAAAGCACAGAAUCUCCAACUAGUCCGUUGCUUUUGCAAGUCCGAGACUACCCGAAAACCAAGACAGUCCAUGAAGUUCCUAAGAUCAAGAUCUCUAUUCCACCAUCUUUAUCUGUGAAGUCAAAGGAGAAGGAUGCCAAAAAUGGUACCUCGGCCACAAAAGCCCGGAAUACUACUUGGGGGAUCAUCUGGAAUAAGAGGAACAUUGAUGAUACAGGCUCUGACUUCAGGAAAGAAAAUAUUCUUUUGAUUGGCAAUGCGGAUAGGAACAGGCCACAGCCCGUUUGUAAAUUGUGUCAGAAGCCAUACCAUCCAGAUCUGAUUUACAUCCGCUGCCCAUCUUGUUCAAAUUGGUACCAUGCUGAUGCUCUUGAAGUAAAGGCGUCUAGAGUUCCUGAGGUGCUUGGUUUUAAGUGCUGCAAAUGUCGUAGGAUAAAAUCACCCGAGUGUCCAUAUGAUGAUAAAGUCAAGAACAGGGUGAAGCAGCAGCAGCCAUCAAAUUUGAAGCAGGAUACUACUAUACUUUUGGACUCUGAUUCUGGAGAUAUGUCCGAAUCAAAAGGAUGGGAGCCCAGUACACCAAUGAUUUCCUCAGAAGAGUUGUCGACCCAUGAAGUUGACCCCCUCCUUCAAUCUGCCUCGCGAGUUGAACACUUAAAAGAUGAAAAUCUGGAAUCUGGAUUCGACUGGGCCACUGCUUCUGGGCCACAGAAACUGCCUGUGAGGAGGCACUUGAAGCGGGAUUCGACGGCCUCAUUUAGUCUUGCUGGUAAUGAUUUUUCUCAUUUGGAUCCAUCCACAAGCCUCCCAACGGAUAUCCCAUUGAGCAUGGAUAAUGGACAGACUCCUACGACGGCAUGGAAGUCAAUGCAUGAAAAUGAGCAGGUCUCUGAGUUGGGAGGGUUCAGCUAUGAGGAUAUGGAAUUUGAACCUCAGACUUACUUCACUUACACGGAACUAUUGGGUCCCGAUGGUAUUGGGCAGUUGGGUGCGGAGGAUGCGCCUGGGGAGUGGGAUAACUUGGAUGCGGCAAUAUCUCAGGACGGGGGGUUUGCAUUCAAUGAUGAAUUGGAACAUGCAAUCUCUUUGGACACUUCCGUGGAUGUUCAGUGUCAAGUUUGUCUGGGCUCGGAGCCUCUACCAAAUCUUUCUUGCGAGGUAUGCGGGCUAUGUAUUCAUAACCAGUGUUCUCCUUGGGAUGAGUCAGAGAUCGAGCUUGGGGGAUGGAGAUGUGGCAAUUGCCGCGAGUGGCGGUGAGAACUGGUUUUGAGGUCUGAGAUGUCUUUGGGUUUUGGUUCGAUGUCUUUUUUCUCAUGGUGGAAGGCGAAGAAAAGAGAUGCCUCAGUGGUGAAGAUACACUGGGAAGGCCAAGCCAAUAUUCUUGAUACUUUGUUCGCUUGAAAUUGCGAUAUUUACAGCAAUCGGGGGUGAUUCUCUGUUGGGGGGGGGGGGGGGGGGGGGGGGGGCACUUCCGCAAGCGGAGAAUUGGCAUGGCCCUCGCAACAGUUGUAAGUUAGAUCGUUCAGAUUGUUGGUCAUGGGUAUGGCCAUAUAGUAGUCUGCGAUUUGCUGUUGUCUUAGGCGUAGUAGGAUCCAACAGGUAAAGAAAGCAUUGGGGUUUUGGGUAUAUGCAAUUUUUUCGGAUCCUCGAAGAUAAGCACCUGUUUCCUUUUUUAUCAAUCAGGGUGCUUAUCCCAUUGAAGCGCUUGUACAAAAAAUUCGGCUUUCAUAGACUUAUUAUUAUUGGGAUCAGGAAUUAAAGUUUUCAUUGUACAUGCAAA